CGUCGUCAUAUUUUUUUGAAUGGGUCAGCGGAUCGUUGGUUGAUGCAAGUUGUCGAUGUGCCGAUCAUGACGGAGUGGUACCAAAACGAAAUCUUGCGUCUGUUCACGUUAAACAAUGUCGAGGAGAAGAAAAACGUUCUUACGAAUUUUAAAGCCAAAUUCGGCACCUUGGACAAUAAUGAAGCGGAGCAGAUCGCCCGUGGCAUGCAGUAUGAACUGAUAUAUCCGCUGCUAACCUCGAAUGACGAAGAAGUAAUAGAGCAAAUAUGCGAUAUUCUGACCAUCUUGUUCAGCAUAUUGGAACCUGGAGAACUUUAUGACAGAUAUCCAGUGGAAUCGGCUACUUUAAUAACCAAUGAAGAUGCUAAUGUGAGACUGCUUCUGCUACGUGAAUUUAUGCGUAUAGCUUUGCACCCAGAAAAGAUAUUUUAUUUCUGCAAGGACACUACUCUUUUGAUUUCGAUUGUAAACAGAAUCGGUGAUAAUAACUUGAAUGUUGCUCAAUGUGCUAUGAGUAUAAUCAAAAAAGUUGGUGAAAAUCCGAAUAUCUUACGCAUAUUGUAUAAGGGCAUGCUUCUGAGAACGUUUGCCAAGCUACUUCAGGAUGAUACUGUUAGCUUUCGCAUUUACGAAGUAAUUGUACAUAUAGCCAGUACAUCUCAGGAUGGUUUGGAAGUAUCAGCUGAAUCAGGCUUUCUGAACAGUUUGAUCAAUUUACUAGAAAACGAAGAUAUAUUGCUUCAAUUGAAUGCCUUGGAGAUGUUAACUCAACUAGCUGUAUCUAAGAAUGGUCUGAAUUAUCUGGAGCAACAAGAGGUAAUAAGCAAGCUAGUUCAAAGAAUAGCACAAGUCGACGAGAAUCCUUUGUCAAAUCUUCUGAUCCCCGGAUUGAUGAAGUUUUUUGGUAAAAUUGCAUAUCACUGGCAUAACGAGUUACUUUCCAAAUAUCCUGUGGUAGUCUCCACACUUUUCAAUGUGAUAGAUAGUGAGGAUCAAACUAUUCUGGCACCUGCAUUGGACACUCUUGGAUAUGUAUGUGCAAACGUUGAGGGCAAGUAUGCAUUACAAGCUCUGGGAAACGCGAUGCCCAGUGUUCUCAAGAAGAUCGCUGAAAUAAUAAAGGGAAUGCCCACUGAUCUGAGAAUUCGCGCCUUGAACAGCCUCGCCCUUAUACUCAAAGUCAACAAGGACGAGCAAGACAAUAAAAUUUUAUUCCUGACGAAACAAUGGUUUAAUUCGCUGUGUGAUGAUCCGUUGGGUAUGAUUGUAGCGAUAUGUAGACAACCGUUUGCCGAUAUCAGACGGGCUGGUUUAGAGGUGCUGGCGGUUAUUAGUUCUCAAGUAUGGGGACAAAUAUACAUCUCCACGUAUCCUGGUCUAGUGGAAUUCCUGUUAGAUAGAAAUAUCGAAGCAUUUAAGGAAUGUAAGGAUGUUAAAUAUGAAAUUGUAGAAUGUUUAUCUCAAGCAGAGCGAAAUAUAUUCGACGCGGACACUAUGCAAAAAUUUAAGCAAUUUGUUAAGGAAGGUCCAUUCUUUGUCGAUGUUAAUACGGAAGUCGCAAUAGAGAGUGCUUUGUAAGUGAUAGAAAAAAUAAUUUCUCACAUUAAUAUUUAAUGUUAAGAUUAAUACGAUAAUAUAAUACUUUUAUAAAAAAUUAGAUUAAUAUUCAUCUGUAAAAAGGGCAUUGAUUUCUGUAAAAAGAGAAGAUGAAUUUUAUCAAUUUUAAUAUUAUAAUUUUAGUACAAAUAAACCAACCUUGAAGUUCAAA
This is a messenger RNA of Pogonomyrmex barbatus (red harvester ant), 1768 nucleotides long. RefSeq names its product 26S proteasome non-ATPase regulatory subunit 5. Gene Ontology annotation, cellular component: cytosol. Lineage: Eukaryota; Metazoa; Arthropoda; Insecta; Hymenoptera; Formicidae. Gene Ontology annotation, biological process: proteasome assembly. The record is from RefSeq and is a predicted model, not a curated record.